This is a messenger RNA of Cercospora beticola, 1071 nucleotides long. RefSeq names its product nitronate monooxygenase. The record is from RefSeq and is a predicted model, not a curated record. Lineage: Eukaryota; Fungi; Ascomycota; Dothideomycetes; Mycosphaerellales; Mycosphaerellaceae. Gene Ontology annotation, molecular function: nitronate monooxygenase activity.
AUGGAUCAGCUCAAGAAAGACUACCCGUGGACAAAGGCGCCUUUGGUCUGUGUCGCCCCAAUGAGGUUGAUCGCCUUAGCAAGUCUGGCAACAGAAGUCUCUCGAGCAGGAGGUCUAGGAUUCAUAGGAGCCGGAAGUGAUGCUUCGAAUUUGGAAACAAUACUAGAGGAAGCCAAGCAGCAGAUUGCUGGGGCCCAGGUAUUGAAAGAGGUCGAGGAUGUUAUGCCUAUUGGAAUUGGCUUCUUAUUAUGGGCUGGCGAAGAGCUGUUGAAUGCAGCGUUGCCGCUACUUGCUAAGUAUAAACCAGCUGCGGUGUGGCUGUUCGCGCCACGACAGGUCGGCGACUUUGAGGAAUGGACGAGAGAGAUCAGACGAGUGACGGAUGGCAAGACGAAGAUCUGGAUUCAGGUCGGCCAAGUCGCGGAGGCGUUUGAUGUGACGACGAUGUGUGAGCCGGAUGUGCUCGUCGUACAAGGACAAGAUGCUGGUGGGCAUGGACUUGAACAAGCCUCUGGCCUCGUACCGCUUGUGCCAGAAGUGGACGAUGCUGUCACCAAUCUGGCGCAAACCAAAGGCAUCAAGAAACCUAUUCUCAUUGCCACUGGUGGCAUCAUGGACGGUCGUGGAGCAGCUGCUGCAAUCGCCCUCGGUGCCAGUGGAGUAACCCUGGGCACACGAUACUUGUCCGCACCCGAGGCGAAUAUCGCCAAAGGGUAUCGAGACGCCGUCUUCAGUGCUUCAGAUGGUGGCGUCUGGACCAAGCGCGUCAAGCUCUACGAUACUCUUCGCGGUACACGCGAUUGGCCAGAGCGCUAUGGUGGCAGAGGCGUUCUCAAUGAGACGUGGUUUGAUUCAGAAAAGGGCCUGAGCAUUGAAGAGAACCAGAAGCUAUACGACGAAGCUAUGAAAAAGGGCGAUGAGGGCUGGGGCGCAAAAGCUCGUCUAGCAACAUACGCUGGCGCCGGCGUCGGUCUAGCAAAGAGUGUCAAGUCAGCUGCUAGAAUCACAGAAGAGGUCCGCGACGAUGCGAAAAAGGCGUUGAAGCACGCCGCUGCCAUGGCUGCCAUUUAG